UGUGUUCAUGAGGAUCUGUUCUUGGAUGUGUGGGGGUAGCUCCUUAACAAUCUUGAGUGGAACAAUGCCGAAAUCAAAAGAACUUGUGUCUCCAAGCUCAUCCGCCAGUGAUUCUGACAGUGAGGUUGACAAAAAGGUGAAAAGGAAAAAACAAGCAGUUCAAAGUAGCAACAGAGAUGAGAAUACGUUUCAGAUUGGUAAAAUGAGAUAUGUAAGUGUUGGUGAUUCUAAAGGUAUAGUCCUAAUUGAUACUAGAGAAUACUGGAUGGAUCAAGAAGGUGAAGUGAAACCAGGCAGAAAAGGUAUCUCUCUAAAUCCAGAACAGGGGAGCCAGUUGAAGGAACAGAUUACUGUUACUGAUGAAGCAGUAAGAAAACUGUAAAGAUGAGCCAUGAAGAAACUCUACUGUUAUAGGUUUAAGUGGACUUUUUACAUUGGCAUUCAUUUUCUAAACUAUUUGUUUUCCAAGCUAUUGGAUAUUUGGAUUGCAAAACCAUUUGUAAGAUGAGCGCUUUUUGUAAUGUGCAUUAAAAGUAUUCUGGGUGAAGUUACAAAUGUGUAUACUAUUAUUAAACAGGUGUUAUGU
Lacerta agilis (Sand lizard) is the source of this 586-nucleotide messenger RNA. Its product is annotated as activated RNA polymerase II transcriptional coactivator p15-like. The coding region runs from base 8 to 382 and encodes 124 amino acids. The record is from RefSeq and is a predicted model, not a curated record. Gene Ontology annotation, molecular function: DNA binding; transcription coactivator activity. Gene Ontology annotation, biological process: positive regulation of transcription initiation by RNA polymerase II. The transcript has a single exon. Gene Ontology annotation, cellular component: transcription regulator complex; nucleus. Lineage: Eukaryota; Metazoa; Chordata; Lepidosauria; Squamata; Lacertidae.